CAACUUGUUUUAUAUAUAACUUCUCUCUCUCCUCCACUUGCAAAUUGACCUCCAUUCUUCAUUCAAGAUUAUUCAUCCCCACCACAACCAAACAUCAAGUUGAUCUAUCUAUCUUUAUAGAAAAAGGCAGGCCUUUUAAACAUCAAAUCUACCAAACAAGAAGGAAAACCCAAAAAAAAUAUGAUGCUAAGAAGCUCCUCAACACCAGUUCUUGGAUCCCUUCUUCCAUCAUUUUCAGACAGCCCCAACAACAACAACAACAACAAUCAGCACCACUCUGAAUAUUUGCAUGGAUCCACACACAAACACACACCAAAUGGCAAGAUUUCAUGCAAUAAUAAUGGAGGGUCUCAAAAUGUCAGGAAAUCAAGCUUGUUUCGCUCUCAUUCGGUAGCAGAUAUCAAGAAAUGCGCAAGUGGGAAUGGGUUUCGAAGAGUUCUAUCAGAAGGGAACUUGGAGGAGUUGGGUGAUGAUUCUUCUCCAUACAGUGUUGAUGGGCUCAGUCUUGCCAAGAAAUCUUCUAGAAGGAAUAGCUUCUGCGCCUUGGAGGCAAUUCCUUCGUUUUCGUUCAGUCAUUCGAGAACACCUUAUCUCGAAGAAGAAGAAGAUGACAGUGAUGAUGAUGUCUUUGUGGAGGAGGAAGAAUUAGAAUCGGAAAGUGUUUCUAAUGCGUUGAGUGCGGAUAAAGACUCGGUUUUCGGGCCGGUUGGAAAUGAUGUGAGCAAUGAUUAUGGCAAUUUGAGAUUUGAAGGAGGUGAGGGGAAGAUGUACCUUGCAGCAGGGCUUGGGAUUUCGGGUAUUGAUUUUGUCGACGGUUGUGGAAGUGGCAGUGGUGGUGGCGGCAGAGGAGGUUAUCGGCCGGUUGAUUUAGGCAAGGACGGUGGUGGAGAAAACAACAGCCUUGGCAUGGAAGAAUAUUACAAGAAAAUGGUGGAAGAAAAUCCAGGGAAUCCAUUGUUUCUGAGAAACUAUGCUCAGUUUUUGUAUCAGAAAAAGAUGGAUCUUGAGGGUGCUGAAGAAUACUACUCCAGAGCAAUCUUGGCAGACCCUGAAGAUGGUGAAAUCCUGUCGCAAUACGCCAAGUUAACAUGGGAGCUCCACCGUGACAGAGAGCGAGCAGCUAACUAUUUCAAAAGAGCAAUUCAAGCAUCAUCAGAAAACAGCCAUAUACAUGCGGCCUACGCUUGUUUCCUUUGGGAUGCAGAAGAGGAUGAGGACGAAGAAGACGAAUUAGCAGGAAAUUCCCGAACCGAGCAGCAGCUGUUCUUCCAACAUGCCUCUGCAACUGCUUAUUAGUGUAAAUACAAGUUUAGGAGAACUAAAUUUAUCUAGCAUAUAGAAUACUGGAGAAUUCAAUCUAUGGAAGUCAGUAAUUGAAUUUUCAUGAAAAACAUAAUGCCUGAAAGUCUGAAAGAUAAUUAGCUAAUUUAAAUUCAGAAGUUUCAUUG
Molecule: messenger RNA, 1448 nt
Organism: Erythranthe guttata (spotted monkey flower)
Lineage: Eukaryota; Viridiplantae; Streptophyta; Magnoliopsida; Lamiales; Phrymaceae
Molecular function (GO): protein binding
Source: RefSeq, a predicted model, not a curated record